Messenger RNA from Strigops habroptila (Kakapo), 6601 nucleotides. It is a transcript of the gene TEX14, whose product is annotated as testis expressed 14, intercellular bridge forming factor. Gene Ontology annotation, molecular function: protein kinase activity; protein binding; ATP binding. The transcript is spliced from 29 exons. Bases 1473 to 5813 code for a protein of 1446 amino acids. NCBI's taxonomy places the organism in Eukaryota, Metazoa, Chordata, Aves, Psittaciformes, Psittacidae. Gene Ontology annotation, cellular component: intercellular bridge; kinetochore; midbody. The record is from RefSeq and is a predicted model, not a curated record. Gene Ontology annotation, biological process: mitotic spindle assembly checkpoint signaling; protein phosphorylation; attachment of spindle microtubules to kinetochore.
AGUGGGUCGGUGGCGGGUGUCCAUGUCCUAGAGAGCGGUGCUCGGCGGUGGCGCUGUGCGCGCGGCGGUUGUGAGGUUAAGACUAUACUUUCAGGGAUCAUUUCUGUAGUUGGUCACUAGAGGAGAGUGAUCGCACCUGAACGGCGUCACAAGCCACGAGGAGGAGCGAGGUGCUGUCUCCUGAGCGCGAGGCGGGCGGGCGGCGCUGCUUGUGCAGGGGCCUCCCGCCAUCGAUGACCGUUCCCGCCCCUUGUGGUGUCGGGAGGGAGAGAGCACGGGCUGAGUGGUUUGUGGCCGGUUUUUUUAUAUGGUUCCAAAAGCAGAUGAUGAGGUGAGCAGGGUGUCCUUGCUGCCCGGGUAGUUCCAUGCAAGCCAACGCGUUCCCAGAGGUUCUCGGCUGCCUCCGACGGUCCCCAGCCCCUGCCUGGAUCUUCGGUAGCGGUGGCAAUGGGGACCUUCCGAAAGCAGUGCCGGGGAGGGGGGAGGUAGGCAGACGGGUUUAGGUUUCAAAUCCGGUGAGGUUGUUCAGUGAAAAGAAACACUUUGAAAGUUUGUUAGCAUCUGUGUGUGCCAGUCAGGCGAUGGUUUUCUCGAGCCAUCUGUGGUGUAGGGCAGGGUAAGUCGGUGGCUGGUGUUGAGUGCUCAUCAGAGAGGCUAGGGGAGAAACUUGGAUUCGUCUUUCCUGGGAGCCUCUGUCACUCAGGCCAGACCUGGAGCAUUUGAUCAGAGUCUGCGAAGGGUUUGGGAGAGACUGCUUCAUGUUGUGCCCUUUAUACAAUGCAGUGCCAUGGAAGGUGGGGUACGUCAGGUUGGAUCCUGGAGCACAGAGUGUCUCCUGGGGACUAGGGUUGAGAAGAGCUACCCGGUGAUACACCAUCAGCUCUUGUGUGGGAGUCCUUAUGCUCGGGCUGGAUCUGGGGAUAUCAAGGCUCGUGUUUAUUAAGGCCAUGUUCUGUGGAGUCGUUGUAGCUGGUAUGUGAAGCGUGCCUGAAGGUGCUGGGACUGGGUAGCCGCCGGAAGCCAGCACAGCCCCUUCAGAGUGCCAGGCAAGGGAGGCACAGUGCUGCCUGGUGUCAGUGCCUGGUCCUCUGCUCCUCCAGCGGAACUGGGCAGUGGAGCACGGACCGAAGCGCUGUCGUCUCUUGGAUGGUGUCAUAAAAACGGCAGCAGCUCGGGCGGGUGUAGCCCCAGCGCGGAGCCCGGUCUCUGCAGACGUAUGCUUCUGUGUGUGCUGGGGUCGGAGCGCCGGGGCGGUAGGCCGGGCGGGGCGUGUCACGAGGCGUGUGAGAGCGGAAGCGGAGCGGCGCGUCUGAGGGGUCGUCUCAGGCAGACGAUGCUAAUGAGGGACCGGGGGCCCGAUUCCCACCACGCGCGGCAGUGCCGCGGGUCCCGGGGCGAGCCGGGGGGGUCGCGGGACGCGGUUCUGCGGCGGCGGGAACUCGGCGGGUGUUUUUGUUGAUGCUGUAAAUUCAAUGGGCCAAACUUCUCUCUUCAUUGCUGCAUUGCUAGGUCUUGGUAAAAUAGUAGAUAUACUGCUGGAUUAUGGCUCUGAUGCUAAUCAUCGCUGUUACGACGGAAGCACCCCAGUCCAUGCAGCUGCAUUCUCAGGAAAUCAGUGGAUUCUUAGCAGAUUAUUGGAUGAAGGAGGUGAUCUGAGAGUGCAUGAUAAGAAUGGGAAAAAACCUCAGUGCUGGGCUAUGUCAGCUGAUAAAGAAACCAGUGCUCAGAUACUGAAAUUUAUACAGCGUUGCACAUCACACAUGCAGGCUGCCAUUCAAAACUUUCCCUCUGACCUACUCAGAAAGGUUGGCUCCUCAAAAGCCCUGGUCUACAGUCCAUCUCGGUUUGGUAGCCUUGUUCAAGGAAAUGUUGACAGUCCUCUGGGCAGAUUUCUAAAAGGUGGAGCUAAUGCAGCCAAGAACAUUUACAGCUUUGGAUUUGGGAAGUUUUAUCUUGCAGGUAGCGGGCAUCUUGAGUACUUGGCAUCUCUCCUUAUUAUUGGGGAAAAAGACCUGGUUCAGGCAGAUGAUGAACCAGCAUUUUCUUACCAUGUUGGUCCAUACAUGAUCAUGACAAACUUAAUGUGGGGAGGCAGCAGAGUUACAGUGAAGGAACUUGGCUUAGAGCCCCAUCAGAACUGCAGUAAACUGCGCUUCGCCGAUCUUCUUGUUGCAGAACAGGAACACGGCAGUAAACUCAGACAUCCUCAUUUGCUACAGUUGAUGGCUGUUUGUCUGUCUAGUGACUUGGAGAAAACCCGUUUGGUAUAUGAAAGGGUUAACCUUGGUUCUCUGUACAGUAUCCUUCAUGAAAGGCGUACAGAAUUCCCAGUACUGCACAUGGAGAUAAUUUUGCAUGUGCUGCUUCAAAUUAUCAACGCUUUGCGUUUUCUACACUCUCGUGGGUUUAUCCACCGUUCAGUUACCUCGUACGCUAUUCAGAUUGUUUCUUCUGGUGAGGCAAAGCUGUGCAACUUGGAAUACAUGAUAGAGAGCAAAGAUGGUGGAGAACACAGUGAUCUGACACGUAUUCCUGUCCCAGUGCAGCUGUAUAAGUGGUGCUCUCCUGAAGUAAUCCUUGAAAAAGUUGUCACAGUCAAAUCGGAUAUAUAUAGCUUCUGUGCAGUAGUGCAGGAGGCCUUGACAGAGACCCCCCCCUGGAAGGGUUGUGAAGACUCAGUUAUUAAACAGCUCAUAAUUUCGGGACAGCAGUUAGAAGCAGAUGUCAGACUUCCUGUGCCGUAUUAUGAUAUCGUAAAGUCAGGGCUGGAACCUAAACAGAAGAACCGCUCCAUGAAUCUUCAGGAUAUUCAAUAUAUACUGAAAAAUGACUUAAAGGACUUACUGAAGUCUCAAACUGGUCAUGCUGAUGAAAUGCCAAAAGCACAGAGACCUGUUGGUUUUGCAGAUGUGAACAUCUGCUUGGUGUCAGCUUUUAGCAGCCAGAAGAAAACACAGGAAUUUCAGGGAAAAGAGAUAACCAAGGCUGACAUCUCUACUUCCCCAAUAUACUCUGUUUUUCCUGAGGAGAAAAGUGCUUUAGUGCCCCAAGAGGCAUCAGCCAAUCUACAUACAGUUGCACAGGAUGAAAAUCAGGAUGUGGCUUCUGAACUUGAGAUGACCCCAAGUCUCAGUGAUGUGGAUGACAGCCUCUGUAGCUUUGAAAUCAAUGAAAUCUUUGCCAGUUUCCCAGAACCUGACAAAGAAUUCCUGGAAGAACGAACUGGAUUAGGUCAAACUCUAAAGGAUGAAAAAAGACAGCAAAAGGAAGAAGAUAAGGCUACCUUCAAAGACCUGUCUGCAUCCCCUGGAGUGCAUUGUGAGGAAAAGUCAGUUUAUGAGGAAGACAGCUUUUCAGAAUCAGAUACAGAGUACUCUACAGAAGCCCAGGAAAGCAUGAAUGAGGCCUCUGACCUGGCACAGGUGAGAGAUGCUGGGAGACUAGUGAGUAACCUGUCCAGAACUGAGCAGCACAUCAGCAAAUGUGUCCUUAGUGUAAAGAUAUCUCAGAGCAUGGUGCAGCAAAUAGCAGAUUCCCUGUGCAGACUAGAGGAGAAACUGGACAAAUCAGAGGCCACUAAAAACCAAAACAAGCUGCUCCAGGAAGUCAGAAUGAAUCAGCUUUCUGAGCAAAAUUUUCAAGGACACUGGAACAGAUCUGAUGAUACUUCCCAAAAUACUGAUAACUCUUUUUCUGGAGCUAAUACUUUUUCAUGGAAGGCUAUAGGUCCACCAUCAAGAAACUAUGUUCCACCGGGGGUAACAUGUCAGGCCCAAGGACCAUUGGGUGGAGGUGGUUUCCAAGCUGUUUCAAAGACAGCAAUGGAGGUAUUUCAAAAUGAGAAGUGGAAGUGCUUUCAUGAGAUGAACAAGAGUAAAAAUGAAAACAACCAUUAUGAUCUCACCUUCACUGUGGUGAAAAACCAGGAUGAUCAAGUGAGCCUGGACCACGAGAAUUUAUUCCCAUGUCUGUCUGUAAGAAGCAAAACAAAGUUCAAUUUGCAGUGUCAGAGAGGAGGUGAUUCACAUUCUGGAGCAAGCGGAAGUGAAGAAGAGAGGUGGUGCUAUCCAAAAUCAAGAUCUGAAAUUUACAGUACAAAAAUAAGUGAGGAGAGAAGGAUGAUGCAAUCAGAAUGGAGGACUGAAGUAAAGCAAAUGGCCAGAAGAGCAGCCUCAGGAAGGCUAGAACUUUGCUCUCCAUAUCCAGCCAAUGAAUGUACAUCUGAAAGUGAAGCAGAGAGUAUAAAUGAGGCCUUUCAACAUGUCACUGUUAGAGUCCAAAAAAGUCAAGACCAACAAAGAUACAGAUGGCAGUCAGUUAAUGAUGUUGAGCCUCAGGAUUUGGGCAAUGAGAAUAGAUCUGAAUCGGAGGAGAGUGAUCUGGAGUCUGCAUUCAGAAGUUCUGGAGGUAGGGUUGAAAAAUGGAAAAUAAUUUCUUCUCUGUUUGUCUCUCUCCAUCUCCCAGGAGAUUUCAGCUUCUGUGAUUUUACACUAAUUGUCAAUUUUGUCUUCCAGAGUCUUGCCCCAAAAACAGGGAGAAGUUCCCAGUCGCCAUCACAAGAUGAAAACGCAGAGUCUGGAAUAGCCAUUCUUAAGAAUUCAGUCCUUCCUCAACAAGUUGAGAAUGUCUCUAGAGGGCAUUCAAGGGAAUUACCUAGUUCCUUUAAUUCAUGUUCUGAUGUGUCUGAAGAAUUCUUCACUCCUGAUUAUUUCCUUCCUUCUACUGCUCAGACCUCAGAUGCUGAGGGCAAAUUAGAAGAUGCUUGUGGCAGAUUUUUGCAGAAACAGUUACCUGAAGAUGCAGGAUCAGGAAUUCAGGUUUCAGGAGGAAAAACACUACUCUGCAGCACAGCGGUGCAGAAGUUCGGCAGUAACAUGCUAGGAGUGAAUCAACUUAGUCGUAUGCCUGUAAGCAGUGUUGAAGCAGCACAAGAAAUAACACAGGAAGAAUGCCAAGAAAAAGAUGUAUCAGUGACAGAUAUUCACAAUUUGUCAAAUAUCCCCUAUGAGCAAGAGAGCUGCACCAGGGAUGUAGACUGUAAAACUCCCAGAGUGAGUCAUGCACCAAGGAGCUUCAGCACUCCACUCAGCUCAGAAGAAAAAAAUCCAAUAGCCUUUGAAAAAUACAAACGCUGCCAUGAAGUAGCUUCAGAUUCCUCCUUUUGCAGUUCUCAAGAGAUCUCUGCAGCAUCCAGGAUAUUCACUACACCCCGUAAAGAGGGAAGGAGCACUGAAAUUCCUUCAGUUGCUUCAGGAGUUUGCUCAUCUGCACUGAAUCAGCCUGAUGGGUUACCAGUAGUUGCCUCAUGCUUGAGAGGAACCAGAAAGGCAUCUGCACUCUCACAGGCAUCUAACCACUUCACUGAUGAGCUGCCUCCACCAGCCCAAGAGCUGCUGGAUGAAAUUGAAUAUUUAAAGCAGCAAGAUUCCAGUGCUCAAGACUUUGAAGAGAACGGAUUGUAUGAUUGUGGAGUGCAAAUAAAUGUUCCCGAUCAAAUUCAAAUGGAAGACAGAGAGUCAAGAAAGGAAUCUGAGAGAAAUGAGGAGGGAGAUCAUAGUUUAUGGACUAAGGAGUCGUUUAAUCUCUCGGAGGAAACAGAAAGGGCUCACUCUACUCUUGAUGGUAUUUUAGAAAGGAUGAUCCAUGCAGUUCCUGGGGAUGAGGAGAUCCAAGAACAGCCUGAGGGACAUGCUCUUUGGGCCAUUGCAAGCCUGCAAGAUCCAGAAGAUGUUGGAAGAAAGAAGGGAGCUGGGGCCACAAACAGAGCACCAGGAGGCUGUGCAGGGAGUUCAGAAGGUCCUCUUCAUCUGUAAAAGCUGCUGGAUGCUGUACUGGGCAGUACCACGUUUAUUGUAUUGUUAGCAUUCAAUUUGUGGAGCUUGCACAGGCUAGGCUUUUGCUUUUCUUGAUUUCUGGGUAUUGUUUCUACCCUGUGGUUUUAAAGGAGAGGAAGCUGCUCUAGACUUAACUCUCCAGAGAAAAUUUUCCAGUUUUGAGAGGCAGUUGAGACUGACAGCAUUGUGGACUGUUCACUGGGGUUGCAGAGUGUCUCUCUUAACUUGCACAGCAUUAGCAUAAUGAUUCUAUUUUCUGUCAGCCUUCUGGUGUGUGUUUUCCCUUGUUCAUUAAAUUUAACAAGGUAGUUUCUUGUUUUUUCUUAGUGCUUUUUUGAUCUAGUGUUGAACUGAUUUGACUGAUUAAGGGGAUUAAUUGCUGUGCAAAAAGCUAAUGAGAAAAAGGUGGAGUAUGAGAAGAUCUGGUUAGUAUUACAAAAUACUUGUUGUUUAAUUAAACCACAGUCUUGGUAAAGGCCUCAUCCAGAAAAAAACAAAAAACACCAAGGUGCCUGGAUAUAAUUGAGGUUUGGAUUUGGAUUUUGAUGGGCAUGGCAACUUCGUAGUUAAUUUUUCUUGUGAUAAAUGCUGUUGAGGUGCAGGAGGUGUGAUGACUCUCCCUGUCUACCUGACCAUGGGAUUGCAGCUGCCUUUAGCUACGUGUACAGCAUCUCGCCUUUUCAUUCCUGUUCGUGUAGGGAAAUGCUGCCUACUUGUAAGUGUUGGUUAGUGUUGUUAAACCAAAUUAAUAAAAGUUUCCAAGGUUA